GGCUGCAUAAGGGGAUAUGACUUCUGCUGAUGCUGCUACUCAAAACGACAAGAAAAUUGUUGCCCAUGGAUUUGCUUGUCCAUGUUGCUGUGCUCCUGCUGAUUGCACUUUUGGGUGGAGGCCGAUUUGCAGGCUGUUAUUUGCUGGUCAAUAACGUUAAAUGGACAACAAUUCCUAGCUACCCAAACCCAACGUCUGUUUAUGUGAGUCAGCCAUGGCUUACUGAGGGAAAUACCAUGUAUUCGGCGAAUGUACUUGACAGAACUCGGUUUCGUCCCAAGUGGUACGGAGAGGGUGACGUUGGCUUCAUGUGCAUGGGCGAUAUGACAAUGUCCUCCCAGCCCACAGAGGGGGAUUCUUGGUAUUUCUUGCCACCUUCUGCCUUUGCAGACCAAUUGCAAUCGCCAUAUGCCUAUGGAGGUGUAGUGACUUUCUUUGCUUGGCAGUACCUGCCCUUAGCUCCUUCCGAGAUGUCGCAGGGGAAUGACGUUGUCAGGAUCAGGCUUGGUGUUCCAAAAUCGAAAAGGCACCUCGUUGUGAGCCGGCGCUACCCUCAGCCUGUGACUGGGAACCCCCAGGAGUUCACCAUUCCGCUGAUGGAGGAGGGAUGGACUGUAACCCAUUCGUACAAGGCGUUCUUUGGUUCUGCCGAUACAUGGGAGGAGCCUGCCACUGCAGAAAUCUUCCGUGAGGCCCUGUUUGACCCAGUGCCUGGAACAGCUUUUGCCAUUGGUGGUGACUUCGCGGUUUCAUCAGAUCGGCAAUGGAAUGAUUAUGGCUGCAUAGCCAAUGUUACCUUUAUUCCAGAAAUCAACGGUGUCAAUGUUGUCGUUUCUGUGACUACCGCCGGUAUCCUCAUUGAAGUUGUUCUCGAUGCUGUUGGUGCUGUAGUUGGUACUGUUGUCGGUGGCUGCAUAUGGCAUGCUAGCGUUGCUGAUGGCGCAGACUCCCCAGACGAGGUGAUGACAUCAGCCUCCAGCAUGAGCCGCUCCAUCACUGCUGAACGCUGGUCGGCGCCUUCAUCGAAAAUAGCGUAGCAACUGCUUAGCAGCGCAGCCGCCUUCCACCAAUCAACAAGAGCUUCCAGAGACGGAUCAACGCCCACCUCGAUCUGCCAAAGUAUGGCUAAGAGUUGUUGGGAUUUGUCCUCCAGCCAUGCAGCCGGUGAUGACGCCCCCCAAUCGCCACCUGGCCAAGCCUGGGAGGCGGAGGAUAAAACCCCAACCAGUAUUUGCAGGCGCUAUCGAGGAUCUUCAAGCGUGAGAAGCCCCGUGUCCGCUUGUAAUUCAAGAUUCCCAGAUGAGGCCAUGGCUAAACAAACAAGCUACCACGUG
This is a messenger RNA of Chara braunii, 1334 nucleotides long. The record is from the annotation of a GenBank genome assembly. NCBI's taxonomy places the organism in Eukaryota, Viridiplantae, Streptophyta, Charophyceae, Charales, Characeae.